Molecule: messenger RNA, 3102 nt
Organism: Asparagus officinalis (garden asparagus)
Lineage: Eukaryota; Viridiplantae; Streptophyta; Magnoliopsida; Asparagales; Asparagaceae
Exons: 3
Coding region: 1-3102 (1033 amino acids)
Biological process (GO): telomere maintenance; DNA repair
Molecular function (GO): DNA helicase activity
Source: RefSeq, a predicted model, not a curated record
AUGGCUUUGGUUCAGAGGUUUGGUAAACCAGAUAUUUUCAUUACGAUGACUUGUAAUCCAGAUUGGAAAGAAAUAAAAGACGAACUUCUAAUGGGACAAGUUGCUCAAGACAGACCUGAUUUGACAUCACGUGUAUUCCGUUCAAAACUUGAAGACCUAAAAGAUCAACUUUUUAAAAAGAAUGUCUUUGGAAGAGUUGGAGCGCAUGUGUAUGUGAUUGAAUUUCAAAAAAGAGGGCUUCCACAUGCUCAUAUCUUGGUUAUAUUGAAAGGUGAUUGCAAAAUCUUAACUCCUGACCAGUUCAAUAAAUAUAUUUCAGCAGAAAUCCCAGAUGUGUCUACUCAUUCAAGACUUCAUGAAAUGGUUGUCAAACAUAUGAUGCAUGGUCCCUGUGGGAAACACCGCAUGGACAGCCCUUGCAUGGUUAAUCAAGAAUGUAGACAUCAUUAUCCACGACCUUUUUUCUCUAAGACAAUAGUUGGUAAAGAUUCAUAUCCAAUUUACAUGAGGAGGAAUAAUGGUAGAAAAGUAAGUGUGCGUCGAGCAGAGUUGAACAACCAAUGGGUUGUUCCUUAUAAUCCAUAUCUCCUUACCAGGUACAAUUGCCACAUUAAUGUUGAGGUUUUCUCAAGUGUAAAAGUGAUCAAAUAUUUAUAUAAAUAUAUAUAUAAAGGGCACGACAAGAUCUCUAUCUACCUUGCACACAAUGAAGAGCAAAAUAAGUUUGAUGAAAUAAAACAUUUCCAAGAUGGGCGGUGGGUGUCAGCGCAAGAAGCAUUUUGGAGAAUGUAUGAAUUCAAGAUGAAUGAAACUACUCCUCCAGUUAUUAGUCUUCAGUUACAUCUUCCAGAUAAGCAAUCAAUUUGUUAUUGGCAACAUCGAGAUCUUCGUGAUGUAAUAGGUUCAGAAAGAUCAUCAAAAACUAUGCUCACUGAAUUCUUCACAAAAUGCACAACAACUGAAAAUGCAAGGAAAUUUUUAUACGUCGAAUUUCCUGAACACUACGUGUGGAGUAACCAAGCAAAGAUUUGGUCUGAUCGGAAGCACAAACUUGUCAUUGGUCGUAUAAACGCUGCAAACCCAAAAGAAGGAGAGAGAUAUUAUUUAUGUCUAUUGUUAAAUCAUGUGAGGGGACCUACUUCAUGGGAAUAUCUUUUAACAAUUGAUGGUAUUGCAUAUAAGUCCUUCAAGGAAGCUGCACAAAAAAGAGGAUUACUAGAAGCUGAUGAUAGUAUUUCUGAUUGUUUAGUUGAGGCCACUACCUUCCAAAUGCCUUAUGCACUACGAAGAUUAUUUGCCAUUAUUUUAGUUUAUUGCCAACCAUCAAAUGUAAGAAAACUAUGGAACAAUCAUUUUGAAGCGAUGACAGAAGAUUUCAAGGGAGGAGUAGAUGAUUACAUGCUACCAGCUCGUGUUGCAUGGACAUUAAAAAGCAUUAGUCUAUUCCUUGAGAGUAUGGGUAAACAUAUUGUAGAUUAUGAUCUACCAUUACUGAUACAUGAUGAUGUUGACCAAUGUCAAACUUUACCAAGAGAAAUUAUUGAUGAAAGUGAGAUAGACAUUCCAUUUGAAGAUUUUCAUGCUCAAUCAAAGUUAAACCCAAGGCAAAAACAAGCCUUCGAUAUCAUAUUAGAUAGAGUCAACAAAAAAAAAUCUGGAAUAUUUUUUGUGGAUGGUCCGGGAGGAACAGGUAAAACUUUUCUUUAUCGUGCAUUGCUUGCAAAUCUAAGAUCAAGAAAGAUGAUAGCAUUAGCAACAGCGACAUCAGGAGUGGCUGCAGUAAUAAUGCCAGGAGGGCGAACUGCACAUUCACGAUUCAAAAUUCCAAUUACUGCUAAUGAAACUACAAUGUGCAAUAUAUCAAAGCAGGAUGGAACAUCAAAAUUGAUACGAUUGGCAUCACUUAUAAUAUGGGAUGAAGCACCUAUGGCAAAAAGAUUUGCGAUUGAGACGGUUGACAGAACAUUGAGGGAUGUAAUGGGUGACAAAAGAAUUUUUGGUGGAAAAGUAGUCGUGUUUGGAGGUGAUUUUCGUCAAGUUCUACCAGUUGUUCCACGAGGCACUAGAGCAGAAACAGUCAAUGCAAGUCUUGUGAAAUCAUAUCUCUGGGAAAAAAUGGAAAAAUUAUCUCUCACUAUUAAUAUGAGAGCAAGAACUGAUCAAGUAUUUGGAGAGUUCUUAUUGCGCGUGGGGAAUGGAGAGGAACCCACAAUAGAUGAGAAUUUGAUACUUCUUCCACAUGAAAUGGUAGUAGAAUAUGACAAUGAUGAAAACUCUGAAAAAAAUUUGAUUGAUGCUAUCUUUCCAUCAUUACAAUCAAAUUCAUCAUCUGCUGAAUAUAUGACACAACGUGCUAUUCUUUCAACAAGGAAUGAGUAUGUUGAUGGACUUAAUGAAAAAUUAAUUGCAUUAUUUCCUGGUGAAGCUAAAACAUUCUUUAGUUUUGUUGAAGCAGUAGAUGACACAAAUAAUUAUUACCAAGAAGAGUUCUUGAACACCUUAAUGCCGAAUGGACUCCCGCCUCACAAGUUGAUUCUUAAAAGAAAUUGUUUGAUCAUGCUGUUACGUAAUCUUGAUCCAUCUAAUGGAAUGUGCAAUGGCACACGAAUGAUCUAUAGAGGAUAUGAACAUAAUGUUAUCCAUGCUGAAAUCACAAUUGGUCAACAUUCUGGUCAAAAUGUCAUGAUUCCGAGAAUACCAUUAUCUCCAGCUGAAAAUGAGGGUUAUCCAUUCCAAUUUCGUAGAAAACAAUUUCCAAUCCGACUAUGUUUUGCAAUGACAAUAAACAAAGCGCAGGGACAAACAAUACCUUAUGUUGGAGUUUAUUUGCCACACCAUGUAUUCUCACAUGGUCAAUUAUAUGUUGCAUUAUCAAGGGGGAUAUCAAUGAGAACAACUAAGGUAUUAGUGAAAGUUGACCAAACAAGAAGAACAACAAAAACAUACGCGAAAAAUAUUGUGUAUCCAGAAGUAUUAUUGCCUCAAAGGUCAUGGACUCUACCUAUUAUAGAUCAAACCAAAUUGCCUUGCUGCAGCCCAAUUCCCCAUGGCUCUCUACAGUUUGACAAAGAUGCAUCUUUUGAAGUUGAUGAAUCCUGCUAA